UCAGUUUAUAUGACGAAUGGGUAUGCCUGUAACCUAACCCGGAACAAAAAGUAUUCCAGCUAAUAGAAUUUCAAAAUAUUUUUAAUCAUUUGGAAACAAGUUAAAAUAUGUUGUGUAGCUCUAUGAUAUACAUAUCGUAGUUGGAAUUUUUCAAUUGAUGGUCAUUAUAAAGUUGAUAAAUAAUUAUACGAGUUACUUAAAUAUUGAUGACACAGAUUCGUUUUACAGUUCCAAAAUGGUUGACAUUGAAGCGUUACACUUAUUACGUCAGCGAAAAGAGGCGCUAAAAAAAUUACCAAAUCCCGCCGACCCAAACAUAUCAUUUGAGAAGUAUGAAGAAACUGUUUCAAAGACUAUGACAAAGACACAAACAGAUUUAGAAAAAGUAUCCAAGUAUGCAACAGAAAUUAUAGAAGAACUCGAAAAUGUCAGAGAAUUAGUGAAAAACUGCAGCGUCAAAAUCGGCGAACAUCUACAAGAAUUAAUGAAAAAAAACUUGAUAAAAAUUGAAUUUUCACCACAAGGAAGGCCGUUGAAUAGGAAUGAUAUUGAUAUGAAAAAACUAGAACAAGUUCAAACUGUGCAGAGACUUGCAAAACAACAACAAGAACUGAUGGAGUUCAUAGCGAAAACUGAACAACUGGUUUUGAAGAUUGAAAGUAACGCAGCUUUGUCCUUUUCCGAUUUAACUGGUGUUACAAGUCAAAUGAAACAAUGGUGUGAUGGUUUAGAAACAUUGGAAGAACAGAAAAAAAGAAAAAAAGAAGAAAAGGAAGAAGAAGAAAGGAAGAAAAGGGAAAAGGAAGACGCAGAACGGAGAAAAGUAGAAGAGGAAGAACGGAAAAAGAGAGAACAGGAAGAAGCUGAGAAACGGAGAAAAGAGCAAGAGGAACGAGAAGCUGAGGAGAAACGAAGAAAGCAAGAAGAAGACAAGAAAAAGAGGGAUUGGAAAAACUGGCCACCUUUCAUAUAUUACAAUACACGCCAAAACAAGUUUCGUCAGGAAAUCUGCUGUGUUAUUUUUACAAUGCCUGAUGGAACUCAGGAAAGUGAUUUUGUCUGCCAAGGGUCAGAUGCUGUUGAAGAUCUAGAUAAAUGUUUGGAAACCAAUGACGAACAAAUCAUAUCACCUGUUAUUACAAUACAACCAAAGAAAGGCAAAAUGACUUUUGAGUUGCCAAUGCGCGUGUAUGUGCCAAUAGUAUCGCAUGAUCAGUGCCUACUACCAACGCUGAAGUUAUCAAUUAAAGGUCAGAAAUGGAGAUCAGGAAAAUCACUUCCAGAAAUUCAUCUACCAAAAGUGAAAGGUGUUUCCUUCGUUGGAGUAGAAAUACCCAUUAACCAAUUUGAAAGCAUUCAGUGUGUUGCUGUUGACAGACACAAACGUCAUGAAAUCGAAGUCGACGAAGAAGGGAAAGUUUUUGAACCAGAAGUUGACAGAAAUAUCAAAGUAAAGUUUCCACAGAGAGCGUUUGCUGGGAAAACUAUUGUAGCUACGAAGGCAGUACCAUGGACUCAUGCGGACAUUAAAAAUGCUUCAAAGAAGCACAAAGAGUUGCAAAAUAUUAAAACAGCUGGUUCUUAUAUAGAUAUAUCAUGCGAAAAUUCAACAAAAGAAGAUUCAGAUUUAGAGAUGUAUGAUUUUGGUUGGGUUGUUGACAAAAAUGUCAAAAAGAAUCAAUCAGUUAACCAAGAAACUAUUAACAGAUGUAGCAGAUGGGUAGUCAAUAAUUUAAAUCCUGAUGAAAAUGCAUUGCAAUUAAAUGAUGUCUUUGAUAGUGACUUCGUUGAAGACCUGAAGACAAAAGAGACAGAUGGGGACAAGACUCGCUUGAUUCUUCGUCAUUUGCACGAUUCUGAUGCUGAUAGUGACUUCGAUAAAUUUUUAGUCGGAUUGAAAUCAUCCCAACCAAUAGUGGCAAAUAGAAUAAAUUCUGUAAAAAAGCAAGUCAAGCUGUCUAGAAAAACUGAAGACACGGACGCCGAGGAUAAUUUUGCUAGUGACUUUGAUCCAGAUUUUGAAAAGAAGGAGGGUACCAUUUGUGUAGUUUCAAAGUUGACAGGAAAGAGUUGGGAGGUUGUACCAAUAGAAGCCUCUGAAGAACAUCCAAAAGCAAGAUUCCUGAAGCUUCCAUCCGGAAAUGAUCAAUAUCAAGUUUUGGGACUAGUUGUUCCAGACAACAUGUCAGAAGAAGAUAUUUGCAGAGCAGCUGAAAUACUUGAAGGAUUGAAUUGUGUCACCAAUGUUUCAAUAAUAUGUCGUCAAAAGCAUACGAAUCCGCAUGAAGUUAUUAUUGAAUGUGUUAAAUCUGAAAAUGUAGCCACCACUAUGCAGCACUUGGAUUCUAUAGGUUAUAAUGAUGGGCCAGCUGAGAGUACAGGUUUUGGUGUUGUUGAUGGAGAAGAGGUCGAAAUAAAAUUUGAAUCAAAUCUUUAUUUAGAUCGUCUAAAACAUGCACCACUGAAGAUAAAAUUCUAUAAGCAUCUGCCUUCUAAUAGAUAUUCGGAACAUCUAGUAGUCGUCAGCAAGUCAGAGCAGGGAGAAGACAGUAACUACCAUGGAUAUCUAAAGUACUGUGUACCUCCAGGACGGUUGUCAUUACCAAGAAUAGGGUCACUUGUAGUGUACGUUCCAAAGCCUUUGGAUGAGAUAAUUGGAAACUUUCCAUAUACACUUGAUGUACCAGUAAAAGCAUUGGCUAAGUACAUCGCUUGGCAGUUGACAUGUACAAAUUUUAAUUCAACAAAAUGGGUGAAACUUGGUGGGUAUCUUACUGACUGUGACUCCCAUCUUUAUCAUCAAAUCUGUAAAAAUAUUGACGAAGAAGCAACAAAAGCGCCACAACGAGAGAGAUGCGAACAGUUCAUUUUGUAUUGGGCAAAUCAUCAUGCACCGUUCGAAUCAGAUAGGGUUGAGAAGAUUAUAACGUCCCAUCAUGAUCCGACUUUGGAGUCAGAAGCGCAUCAGUUUAUCAAACCAUACUUUCCUGGAAAAGGGAUAUUUUCAAACGAUAGCUUAGAGAAAAUGUCAUUUGCAAUAGCUGGAGAAUGGGAGUCAAUGGCGAAAAAACUUGGUUUUACAAAUGAUGAAAUCAAUAAAAUCAAAAAUAGUCAACCAGGAGCUGUUAAACAGACCCUUAGAAUGUUAGAUUUGUGGCGACUAUCGGAUAGCGCGAUACAGAAAGGAACGGAUCUUGUAAAGAAUUUCCAUGAAACAGCCAAGUCAGCACAAUGUGGAGCAAAAUUGCUAACAAUAAUAUCUAAAAAUGUAAACUGAGUGCAGGAAGCAUCUUAUCCUAUUAACCCCCAAAAUAAAGUAUAUAGCUAUAUAUAAAUGGAAAUACUGUAAUAUAUGAAUGUUGUUGCUAACUGUUUUGUAAAAUUUAAUUUCAAGUAUACAUGUGUAGUGUUUUAAUUGUAGUGACAGUGGUGAUAAAAUGUUUCACAAUUGAUUAGUUCAAAAUAAAGGGUUUACAAAAAUGUACGAAUAUUUAUACAGUACCCAGAUGUAAAAAUGAAUAACAAAUGUAAACUCAAUUGCAGGUAUGUGAUUAUUUUCUAUAUCACCAGGACAGACAUGCUUUUAAGUGAUCAUCAUCUGCCCACAUUUUUGGCAACUUAGAUUACGGCGUAUAAUCAAGAUGACAUUAGUUCGACUAAAAGGUGAAAGGUGCUCCAUAAACUUUUUGUGGAAAACAAAUAUUUUGGUGUCUAUAGUAAACAUGAAAAGAAAGAGAAAACCAUCACGAACCUUUCUGAGACUCGCUUUUCAGUCAACCAUUACGAUAUUUUCAGUAACAAAGUAAAAUGUCUCGUGAACGAAUGUGAACUCUCAGACUCAUUAACCUCUAAAAGUUCUUAUGGAUUUUGUGACAAAUUUAUAGAUUGAAUCGUAAAAGAUUUGCUUUGUCGUAUGGUCAGAGAUUCAAGAGGAAAUUUCUAUACUUCGAACUUAUACAAUUGAAUCUCCUACACCGUGUAUUGUAUACAAAAAGUUAUAUUUAUGAACGAAUAAGAUCGGUAACUGCUCGACUGAGAUGCAGGAUGUUCCCACUAGAAAUGAAAAUAAGAGAAGUGUGCUAUCGAGGAUUUCCUACAGAAAGACACUUGUAGAAGAUAUGCAAGUCAGGCUCAAGUGAGAAUGAGACUCAUUUUGUACUAUGUAUCUGUUAGUUAAUUACCAACUUUUGAGUAAUUAUUAUGUAAAAAGUUUAGAACGAGGUGCUUCAUAGGCCUAUUGAGGCAUGCAGAUAUUGAUAUUGUAAUCUUAUUUUUUUAAAGCAUAUAGCAUUAAUAAUGACUUAAUUUUUAGUAUGACUUAAUUGAUAAUUUUUUUUACGUAAAUUUUCAGUACAAAUACUGCUUAAACUAAGUUUGCAACUCUUUCAUACAAAUUGAACUAUGACGGUUUUUCUUUUUAAUUCCUAUUGGUUUAUUUUGCCCUCAAAGUUAUUCAUCUUUUGGCUUUCUAUUCAUUUCGUUAGGAAUCAUUCUGAUGAAAAUUAUUCUAAAAAAAGAGUAUUAUGCACGAACAUUCUGAUAUUUGCUUUUCAACGAAGAGUGCUAUUAAUUCUGAAAAGGUUGACAGACUAACCUAGAAGAGAAAAAUCAAACAUAGCCUACUCAACUGACGAACUGAGUCGGGUUUUAAUCAUUUCAGUUAAUACCAGUUUUGAAGUCUUUGGUUUAAUCUGACAAGGGGUCCAAUCCUGACUGCUCACACACGAGACAAUCACGCUAUCGCGGGAAUAUUGAGGCUGUUACAAUUUAUGAAAGAUCACCUUCGGUUUAUGGUGGAUUCAUGUUGCUCAGUCUUAAAUUUUCUAUGUUUUGUAUGUGGACUAAUGUUGGUCUUUUAGUUGUCAUUAAACAUUUGAGCAGUG
Messenger RNA from Mytilus californianus (California mussel), 4883 nucleotides. RefSeq lists its product as uncharacterized. The record is from RefSeq and is a predicted model, not a curated record. NCBI's taxonomy places the organism in Eukaryota, Metazoa, Mollusca, Bivalvia, Mytilida, Mytilidae. Gene Ontology annotation, cellular component: nucleus. Bases 158 to 3277 code for a protein of 1039 amino acids. The transcript is spliced from 16 exons. Gene Ontology annotation, molecular function: protein binding. Gene Ontology annotation, biological process: signal transduction.